This is a messenger RNA of Onychostruthus taczanowskii (white-rumped snowfinch), 2075 nucleotides long. RefSeq names its product SH3 domain containing ring finger 2 (gene SH3RF2). The transcript has 8 exons. Gene Ontology annotation, molecular function: protein phosphatase 1 binding; ubiquitin protein ligase activity. Lineage: Eukaryota; Metazoa; Chordata; Aves; Passeriformes; Passeridae. Gene Ontology annotation, cellular component: nucleoplasm. Gene Ontology annotation, biological process: protein ubiquitination; positive regulation of JNK cascade; negative regulation of apoptotic process. The record is from RefSeq and is a predicted model, not a curated record. The coding region runs from base 1 to 2052 and encodes 683 amino acids.
AUGGAUGACUUGGCUCUCCUUGACCUGUUGGAGUGUCCCGUGUGCUUUGAAAAGCUCGACGCCACAGCAAAGGUGCUGCCGUGCCAGCACACGUUCUGCAAGCCCUGCCUGCAGAGGAUCCUGAAAUCCCAGAAGGAGCUGCGGUGCCCCGAGUGCAGGACCCUGGUCCUGGGCAGCAUUGAGCAGCUGCCCUCCAACCUGCUCCUCAUUCGCCUCCUGGAUGGAGUCAGGUGCGGACAAAACGUCACCAGGUUUGGCUCGGUCCAGAGGUCGGGGCUCCUGUCCUCCCCCGCCUCCAUCAGGAGGGUCCCCAGGGGGCUGCAGCUGCACCAGCACCGGCUGGCAACGAAUCCCCGGAUCCACAUGGAGGGGGUGCCGCGGGCCAGGGCGCUGUACACGUACCGCGGGCACGGCCCCGGCGAGCUGCGCUUCAACAAGGGCGACACCAUCGUGCUGCUGCGGCAGCUGGACGAGAACUGGUACCUGGGCGAGCUGGACGGCGCCAGCGGCGUUCUCCCGGCCAGCUCCGUGCAGGUCAUCAAGCAGCUGCCGCUGCCUCGCCCUCUCUACAGCCUGGAGCUGCGGGGCCGGGACAAGGCGGAGAGCCGGGACACCCCCACCUUGCCCAAGCCCAGCCCCGCGGUCCAGCAGCUCCUGCAGGCCAAAGGCCGCUGGUCCCCGCCGCCCAAGGGCUCGUCCCUGCGCUCCAAGGCCAAGGCUGCGGAGCCGGCCGCGUUCGCCAAGGCGCCCGAGGCGCGGCGGAAGAGCCUGCGGCAGUUCUCCAUCACCACGGCGCUCAACACCCUGAACCGCAUGGUGCACGCCCCCGCCGAGCGCCCCGCGCUGCACAUCAGCUCCCCCGUGCUCAUCAGCUCCAGCAACCCCAGCGUGCCCACCCAGAGCAGCGAGAGAGCCGAGCCGCCCUGCAGCGCCCCGCUCCAGGUCAGCACCUCUUACUACCCCUCAGCAGGACCCCUGGGGCCCCCGGCAGCCAUCGUGACCCUUCCCCACCUGCAGCACCACGGGCCAGCUUACCUGUGCGUGGCUCUCCACUCCUACGCGGCUCACGGACCAGACGAGCUGGAGCUGCAGAGGGGAGAAGGGGUCCGUGUCUUCGGCAAGGAGCAGGACGGGUGGCUGCGGGGCAUGUCCCUCGUCACCGGCAGGGUCGGCCUCUUCCCCAGCAACUACGUCGCUCCCCUCUUCAGGAAAUCCAGUCUCUCCGACUCGAAGAUGCCUGCCCUGUACACCUCAUGGACGCUGUCGACCUCCUCGCUGUCCUCGCAGGGGAGCGUGUCCGAGGGCGGCCCGCGGCAGAGCCGGGCGCUGCGGCCGCUGCUGCUGCCCGUGCCCGUGCCCGCCCCGGCCCGGCCGGCACCGGCCCCGCUGCGCCGCGGCCGCGGCAGCGCCAGGAGGAACGGAUCCCUGCAGAGGCCAGGACAGGCAGGGACCCCCGUGCAGAUCACCGGCUCCCUCAGGCGUCCCUCGGCUGCGGGGCGACCUCAGCACUUCCAGCUUUACCCGCACGUCAGCUCGGUCCCCCCCGGAGCUGCCGUGGACGAGACAGCGAGGCCCAACUCCUCCUAUGAGGCUGCACCGGCGCUGCUGGUCCGGGCAGGGGAGAGCCGAAGCCCGUCCGUGUGCAGCUCGGUGAUCCUGGACGCCAAAGACCCCUCGGCGAAGAGCGAGGCAGCUCCGAAGCCGCCGGCAUCAGCCCCGCCGUCCAUCCUGGUGAAACCAGAAACCUCCCGCAACAGCGCCGAAAAGCAAGUGAAGACGGUGAGGUUCCAGAACCACAGCCCGCCGCCGCCCAAGCGGCACAGCCUGCAGCCCUCGCCGAGGCUGCCCCGCAGCAGGACCGAGCCCGGCCCCGAGGGGCUCCUGCCCGAGCCCCGCCUGGGCCCCGAGCUGCUGCUGCUGUACUCGCCGCGCCUGGGCUCCAGCCCCCUGCACCCGCGCCGGGCGCUGCACCCCAAGGCGCUGUCGCUGGACCUCUCGGGGCAGCUGACCUUCCCCAUCAAGAAGAGCUACAGCAGCAUCUCGGCAAACUGAGCGGCUCACCCGCGCCUGCCUUC